Pelobates cultripes (western spadefoot toad) is the source of this 1137-nucleotide messenger RNA. The record is from the annotation of a GenBank genome assembly. NCBI's taxonomy places the organism in Eukaryota, Metazoa, Chordata, Amphibia, Anura, Pelobatidae.
AUGGCCUACCAAAGCGCACCCUUGAAGAUUAUCACACAGAAUUGCAGAGGACUCAACAUCCCUGAACGUAGGACACACUUGCUACAGGAAUUGAAGAAAAAACAUGUAGCGAUAGCUAUGCUCCAAGAGACGCAUUUCAAGGAAGGAUCCCCCCCUAGACUACGGAAUAGGCAUUACCCUAAUAAUUACUUCUGCAACCACCCAAUAGCUCAUAAAUCUGGAGUAGCCAUAUUAUUAGCUGCUGAGCUGGAAUUUAAAGAACUAGAAUGUACACAGGACUCACAGGGAAGAUAUCUCUUCCUUAAAGGCACCAUAGCAGAUAAGAUAAACACAAUAGCGACCAUCUAUGUGCCUAAUAAAAGGCAAGCCCCAUUCCUCCGGAAUGCUUUACAACAACUAGAAGACUUCACGGAUGGGAUACUAUUGAUAGUAGGCGACUUUAACACCCCGCUUGACCCAACGCUGGACUCCUCCACGGGUCAUAGUUGUCUUUCGCAACAUAACAUUAGAUCUAUCCGACAGUCGAUGGAAGCCUUGAGACUAGUGGACUGUUGGAGAACGCUUCACCCCACGGUGAAAGACUUCACCUACUAUUCUGCCCUUCACAAUCGAUAUUCCCGUAUAGACUAUAUCCUCAUUGCACAGGAGGGUCUCUCCCACCUACGCGGAGCUAAGAUCGAGACAGGCACUUGGUCGGACCAUGGAUCGGUCGAGAUAGAAUUGGAUUCACCCCUGUACAGACCGACGGCAUGGACUUGGCGACUCAAUGAAGCUCUACUGUUAGACCUGGACACCAAGGAACAAACUCAACAAGCAUUAGAACAAUACUUUAGGGAAAAUGACUCCCCGGAGACCUCCCCAAUAUCCAUAUGGGAAGCCCACAAGAGUGUGAUACACGGUGUACUCAUACGCAUUGCCUCCCGGAAACGGAAGGCAUUCAUGCACGAAAUGGUCGAUUUAUAUCAAUUAAUAUCGACCCUAGAACGCCAACACAAACGCUCCCAGCUAAACGCAGUUUACGGAGAAUUAAUGGAACACAGAAGAAAACUUAAAGACCUUAUCUUGAAAAGGCAUCUCCGAUCCGUACAACGCACGAAAGGCUUUUACUACAUAUACGCCAAUAAAGGAGGUAAAUAG